Molecule: messenger RNA, 1656 nt
Organism: Ahaetulla prasina
Lineage: Eukaryota; Metazoa; Chordata; Lepidosauria; Squamata; Colubridae
Product: T-complex protein 1 subunit theta-like
Exons: 1
Coding region: 1-1656 (551 amino acids)
Biological process (GO): protein folding
Cellular component (GO): chaperonin-containing T-complex
Molecular function (GO): ATP hydrolysis activity; ATP-dependent protein folding chaperone; ATP binding
Source: RefSeq, a predicted model, not a curated record
AUGGCAGCUCACGUCCCCAUGGCCCCUGGUCUGCCUCAGAUGCUCAAGGCGGGGAUGAAGUACUUCAGCGGCUUGCAGGAGACCCUCUUCACCAACCUGAUGGCCUGCAAGGCACUGAUGCACUGUCUACGCACCUGCUACGGUCCCUUGGGACACAACAAGCUAGUGAUCAACCACUUGGGCAAGAUGUUCCAUUCCUCCCACGCUGCCACCAUUUUGAAGGAGCUGGAAUUGGAGAGCCCCAUGGCUUGUCUCUUGCGUUCUGCUGCUGAAACGCAACAGGAAGAGACGGGAGACGGCACGAAUUUUGUCGUCCUGCUGGCUGGGGCCCUGCUGGAGAAUGCCGAGAAGCUCCUGAGGUCCGGGCUGUCGAUAGUCCACAUCCGAGCAGGCUAUGAUAUGGCUUGCAAAGAGAUCCUACGGCUGUUGCCGGGCCUCGUCUGCGUCCUGCUGAAAAACCCUCACAACCAAGAGGAAGUGCAAUGUGUCUUGCAGUCUAUCAUGGGCAGCAAAUUUUUCAGCUAUAAGAAAUUCUUGUCCAAGCUGGUGGCCACGGCCUGCAUCGCAGUGGCGCCGCCUGACCACUCAGCUUUCAACCCAGAUCUCAUCCGUGUCUUCAAAGUCCCAGGGGGUGGCAUCUUGAACUCCUAUGUCUUGGAGGGCAUGCUCAUCGCCACGGAGGCAGAGGGUAUCAUCAAGCGAGUAGAGAAAGCCCGAAUCGCAGCCUACUGUUGUCCCUUUGGCGUCCCCAAGAUAGAAGCCAAGAACACGGUCAUGUUUGAAAGUGCGGCCCAGCUGAAGAACUUCGGGAAAAAGGAAGAAAACCUCAUCGCUGAACGAGUCCUGGGUCUCGCGAAAGCUGGGGUCAAUGUCAUUGUGGUGGGAGGAAGGGUAGACGGUCUGGCUCUCUUCUACGCCGACCGAUGCAGGAUCAUGGUGGUGCGGCUGCCAUCCCGGAUGCAGCUCCAGCAAUUGUGCAAAACGGUGGGCGCCACCCUAUUGUACAAGCCUGACGUGCCAUCGCCUGAGGACGUCGGACAGUGCUAUCGUGUCUACACCACCGAGAUCGGCAGCACCGUCGUACUGGUCUUCAGUCAACACGGUACGCCGUGUCCUUUGGCUACAGUGGUGCUCCGAGGAGCCACCGGCGAGAUGCUGGACAGUCUGGAAGCUGCCGUCCAAGACGGCAUACAGGUUUACAAGAACCUGGGAACCGAUGCGCGGCUCUUGCCAGGGGCUGGCGCCACAGAGAUGGCCCUCUCAGUGCGUCUGAGCACUCUGGGCAUGUACUACCCCGGAUGUGAGCAGUACGGCAUUUUGGAGUUCUCCCAAGCAUUGAAAACUCUCCCGGCCACCCUGGCAGACAAUGCAGGCCUGCCAGUCAAUGAGAUUAUGGCCAAGAUGGAAAUCCAACAUCAACUGGGCAACCAGAACACCGGCAUCUUGCUCGGUGUGGAAGAGGCCAGCACCGUGGACGCCAUCACGGAAGGUGUGCUGGACCCGUUCCUGGUGAAAUACCGAGGUAUCGUCCUGGCCACUCAAAUUGCAGUGACCUUAUUGGACGUCAGUGACAUCAUGGUGGCCAAGAAAAGUGGGGGUCCUAAACCACGAGGAGAUAACCCCAACUGGGACAAAGAACCAGAUGCGUUGGAUUGA